GCAACUACCGGAGCCACACUCCUUCUACUGCAUUCUACACAGCGCCAACCCCGAUAUAUCCAUUCUUCAGUUGUAUUUCCAAUCCUUCGUUUGCACGCUCCGCUAUCCAUACCCUCAAGGACCCCCACAGAAACCGAUUUAUCCAGCUUCGACUCAGUUCCAGCUGAGGACCUGCUGCCACCAUGUCGACCCUCGAAGAGCUCGAUGACCUCGACCGCCGGGAGAAGGAGGAGAAGAGAAGAGGAAACGGCGGCAAGAAGGCCACUGUUACCGAUGAAGACGACGAGAUGAAGGACGCGGAGGAGAAGGACGACAUCCUCGAUGACGAAAUCCUCAGCCUGAGCACACAAGACAUCCAGACCCGGAAGCGAUUACUCGAAAACGACUCUCGAAUCAUGAAGAGCGAGCUUUCGAGGUUAUCACAUGAGAAGGCUGCCAUGGGCGAGAAGAUUAAGGAAAACAUGGAAAAGAUCGCAAACAACAGACAACUCCCUUAUCUCGUUGGAAAUGUUGUUGAGCUGCUAGACCUAGAUCCCACUGCGGAAUCUUCCGAAGAGGGAGCUAACAUUGAUCUCGAUGCUACACGAGUGGGCAAGUCAGCCGUCAUCAAGACCUCCACGAGACAAACCAUCUUCCUACCGCUGAUUGGCCUUGUCGAUUCGGAUAAGCUCAAGCCCGGUGAUUUGAUUGGUGUCAACAAAGACUCAUAUCUCGUUUUGGACACGCUGCCCGCCGAGUAUGACAGCCGAGUUAAGGCCAUGGAGGUCGAUGAGAAGCCAACAGAGCAGUAUACCGAUGUUGGAGGUCUGGACAAGCAGAUUGAAGAGUUGGUCGAGGCUAUUGUGUGGCCCAUGAAGGAGGCGGAGCGAUUCAAGAAGAUUGGUAUCAAAGCACCCAAAGGCGCUCUGAUGUACGGUCCCCCCGGUACCGGAAAGACUCUAAUGGCUAGAGCUUGUGCGGCUCAGACGGAGGCAACGUUCCUCAAGCUUGCCGGACCUCAACUUGUGCAGAUGUUCAUAGGAGAUGGCGCGAAGCUCGUGCGUGACUGCUUCGCCCUGGCGAAGGAAAAGGCCCCCGCAAUCAUCUUCAUCGACGAGCUUGAUGCCGUCGGCACCAAACGAUUCGACAGCGAGAAGAGUGGUGAUCGAGAAGUCCAGCGAACCAUGUUGGAGCUGCUUAACCAGCUCGAUGGUUUUGCAUCCGACGACCGCAUCAAGGUCUUGGCCGCCACCAACCGAGUCGACGUGCUCGACCCUGCGCUGCUACGAUCUGGCCGUCUGGACCGAAAGAUUGAGUUCCCCCUGCCAAACGAGGAGGCCCGAGCACAGAUUCUCAAGAUUCACUCACGCAAGAUGAAGGUUGACCCCGGAGUCAACUGGGGCGAACUGGCUCGAAGCACGGAUGAGUUUGGUGGUGCCAUGUUGAAGGCCGUCUGUGUUGAGGCCGGCAUGAUUGCCCUGCGAUCAGGGAAGAACCAGAUUGGCCACGAGCACUACGUUGACGCUAUUGCCGAGGUGCAGGCCAAGAAGAAGGAUACUGUCAACUUUUACGCAUAAUCUAUUUUUCAUACUUGCGGCAGAGGAUCAUGGGGUGGUAAAGCUGUGCUGUGCUGUACUUGCACACGGAUGCUCUGGGCGGCUGGCGGCUGGCGUCUGACAAGGGCAUGAUAUUGGCAUAGAGGGACAAAAAGUCAAACCCUGGGAGGACGCAUGUAACGAUAUUCCUGGCAGAGGCAAGCCGUUCUCAGUAGAUUAGAGACAGAUGCCUCUUUUGCGAAGCGAAUAGAGUAUUGCGAAACCAAUUGACGAGUGCCAUUCAUGUAUGGGAGUUUUUGUGUUAGAUAUGCAGUAUUCGUGUAGUACCUAAUUAUUGUAAUGAGACAGACACAUAUACUGCUACCCUGGUGUUUCCUUGGGUGGGAUGGUGUUUUUAUC
This is a messenger RNA of Trichoderma virens Gv29-8, 1934 nucleotides long. RefSeq lists its product as uncharacterized. The coding region runs from base 183 to 1556 and encodes 457 amino acids. Gene Ontology annotation, molecular function: ATP binding; proteasome-activating activity; ATP hydrolysis activity. Gene Ontology annotation, cellular component: proteasome regulatory particle, base subcomplex. Gene Ontology annotation, biological process: proteasome-mediated ubiquitin-dependent protein catabolic process. The record is from RefSeq and is a predicted model, not a curated record. The transcript has 4 exons. NCBI's taxonomy places the organism in Eukaryota, Fungi, Ascomycota, Sordariomycetes, Hypocreales, Hypocreaceae.